AUGGCAUCAGGUCAAGAUCCACCAAAUGACAACAUCUCAUGGCGUAUCUUUGUUGGUACAGUUAUCAGCAUUGUCCCCGCUACCAUUUGCGUAAUCUUGCGGUUUAUUGCCCGCAAUGUCGCUCGUGCUGGCCUGUGGUGGGAUGAUUAUACCAUUGCAGUAUCUCUGAGCUUCAUGGCUGUCCAGCUUCUAUACUUCACCAAUGCCGUCAUUACCAAGACAUCGCUGUUGUUUCUCUUCUAUCGCAUUUUCGGUAUUAUCAGAGGCUUUCGCUGGGUCCUCUGGGCCACUGGUUUUGUGGUAGUUGCCUACUUUAUCACAUGUUCAGUUACUUCGAUUGUGGGGUGUUCGCCAGUAUCCAAAGCGUGGAAUCCAAGCCAGCCAGGUCACUGCAUCAACGUAGUGGCAUUCUUCCGCUGGAAUGGGGUUGGCAACAUGUUCCUCGAUUUCCUGGUGCUAAGUCUCCCGUUUCCGAUGGCCUGGCGGCUGAAUACAACGACCCGACAAAAGUGUAUUCUAUCCGCAAUCUUCCUACUUGGUGGCUUUGUCUGUAUCGUCUCAAUUCUUCGCAUUAUCAGUUUCGAGUCAGCAGUCGUUAGUGAUCCUACCUAUACGAGUAUCAGCCCGGCAACUUGGUCCUCGGUUGAGCAAUCCAUGGGGAUAAUAUGUGCCUGUCUCCCAACGCUUCGACCUCUCUUCCGGCGAUUCUAUGGCUCAUCAAGAGCAGCCUCAAGUAUAGGCAAUAGCUCUGCUUUUGAUUCCCAUGCCCGGUCCUCGCUAUCUAGCCGACUGUCGCGCUGUGAUGGAGAAACUAGCAGUUCUGGAUUUCCUUCGCCUCAACAACACAGGCGUCGUGCUUCCUCGCACGAGCUAGACGAGCUACCGAGUAUUUAUCGCAGUCCAACAUUUGAUGAAACUCAUGAGCGACCCGAUUCGCAAAUUUCGCAGACGAAUGGGAUGAACAGAGCGGUUUCUGAAGCCGGCUCAUUCGGUUAG
Molecule: messenger RNA, 996 nt
Organism: Penicillium robsamsonii
Lineage: Eukaryota; Fungi; Ascomycota; Eurotiomycetes; Eurotiales; Aspergillaceae
Exons: 3
Coding region: 1-996 (331 amino acids)
Source: RefSeq, a predicted model, not a curated record